Molecule: messenger RNA, 3087 nt
Organism: Anopheles stephensi (Asian malaria mosquito)
Lineage: Eukaryota; Metazoa; Arthropoda; Insecta; Diptera; Culicidae
Product: lipoma-preferred partner homolog
Exons: 2
Coding region: 361-2250 (629 amino acids)
Biological process (GO): cell-cell adhesion
Cellular component (GO): focal adhesion; stress fiber
Source: RefSeq, a predicted model, not a curated record
GGUUUGCUAUAAAAGCACACCUCGUUCUCUCGCUUUCUAUUCAUCUUGGUAUGCACAUCAGGUGUCAUUUUGGCACUUGACGCAGAAGCCCGUCCAACGCAAGCUCUUUAUCUGGCGGAGUGCGGAAGUGCCAUUAAUCAUCAGCCAGUGGAAGGUCAGACACACGCCAAUUUUGCAAACGUACGGCAACUCUUGAGUGUGUGUGUGGAAAAAGCAACAUAGAACAACCAUCCCGCAAGGAAAAAAGAGGGCUCACGGAAAAAGCAAAAAACAACUUUGGGGUGCGGCACAGGUACGGCACACAAAAUUGGUGACUCGCACAACCAGUACCUCACAGACAAAGGGUUGGAGAAAGUGACGAUGGAAGAUUUGAAGGAACAGUUCCCAGCGUACAACUCCGUGCUCCGGCAAUCGAACGGACAGCAGCGACCGUACCACAGCACCGGCCUACCCGAUUGCCCCCCGAACGGUGCAGGCAUACCGGGCAUGGUAAUGAUCGGUCGGAAAAGUGGUCCAGCCGUUCCACCGAAACCGCGCAAAAAUGGUACCGCGCAACAGGUACCGCCCCAGGUCCCGAAAAGUUCCAACGUGAAGCAGUACUGUGAACCCUCGUUCUCGACCGUGCUCGAAGGCCAAGCGACCGCCCUUGACGAGCACGCGUACACAAACGUUACGAACGCGGCGAACGGCGGGGGUACGGCGGGCGGUCGGGGUGGAAAGUUGGGCGUCCGUAAGGUCACCCUUGACGAUGCCCUCGAGCUGCAGCACGUUAAAGAAGCGCUGGAACAUCACAAACGUACGCUCGAAGCGAACCGCUCCAAAUCUCUGCAGGGCCAAGGUCCCGAACACGAGCGAGGUGGUACGAACACGGUGUACGAAAACACACAGCCAGCACCACCGUACGGAUCAUCGUCGGCGGCUGCUGGGGGGUACGCAUCGGACGCCACGUACUCGAAUCUGCCCGGUGGACCGCACCAUCCGGUGGGCAAAGGUAACGAGGGACUGAUUUAUAGUAACAUAAUGCACAGCAACAACCCUCCAUCGAAGGCGUUCCCUCAGCGGCAAAUAUCGGAAGAAUUACCACCACCGCCACCGCAAGAUAUGCCGCUGCAGCUGACACUGAACGCACUCAACCUGGAGGAUAAUGAUGAUGAGUUCCCACCGCCACCGAGCCCCGUCAGUUCGUCGUACAGCGAGCUACGGCGGGCAACGGAUCUGCCCCACAUGGGACGCCAGUCACAGCCGACGUACACGAUGGUGGGACCCGGUGCGGGAGGUGUUGGUGCACCGGGCGGACAGACGUACAGUAAUAUGGCACCGGGAAGUCAAAUCUACGCGAACAAUAUGCACCAUCAGUCGCUGUACGGUACGUACGGCAUGAGUUCGCAAGGAUCGACCACGUACGAAUCGAUCUACGAACCGAUCAAUCCCCGUCCACCGAGUCAGAUGUCGGGCCGGUCGAACUAUUCCCUGUACACACCGUACGUUAACUCGCACGGUAUCAACAGCCCGAACGAUAGCAUCAUAACGAGCGCCUCCCAGCAGCAGCAGCACCGUGGCCACGGAGGAAACGCAAUGUCCAAGGGUGCCGAGGUGGACACGCUUACCGAUCUGUUAGUUCAAUCGAUCCAGGACCAGGAAUCGUUCGGUACGUGCGUCAAGUGUGGCGAGCGGGUGGUCGGCGAAAAGACGGGCUGUACGGCGAUGGACAAGAUUUACCACAUCGCCUGCUUCACGUGCCACCAGUGUCAGAUCAAUCUGCAGGGCAAACCGUUCUACGGGCUGGAUGGGAAACCGUACUGCAAGGAGGACUAUCUGAACACGCUCGAGAAGUGUUCCGUCUGUCUGAAGCCGAUCCUGGAGCGUAUUCUUCGCGCCACCGGCAAACCGUACCAUCCGCAAUGCUUCACCUGCAUCGUGUGCGGCAAAUCGUUGGACGGUAUACCGUUCACGGUGGAUGCGACGAACCAGAUACACUGUAUUGAUGAUUUCCACAAAAAGUUUGCACCGCGAUGCUGUGUCUGCAAGCUGCCGAUUAUGCCCGGACCGGGUGAGGACGAAACGGUACGGGUGGUGGCGCUCGAUCGUAGCUUCCACAUCAACUGCUACAAGUGCGAGGAUUGUGGGCUGGUGCUGUCGUCGGAGGCGGAAGGCCGCGGCUGCUACCCGCUCGACGAUCACAUACUGUGCAAGAGCUGUAACGCCAAACGGGUGCAGGCCCUCACCAGCCAUAUGACGACGGAGCUGUAAGGCAAAGGGUAGUGGAGGAACACACCGGAACUAGAUUUCACCCCCAUCGCUAGUAGUGCUGCGGCUUCGCGCAAACAAAAUAACCGAAGAACUGAGCAACUCUUCACCGUACUUAAGCAGGGCUCUCAGUAGACGUAUAGUAGUGUAGGUAAGGAGGGUCCCGGUGCAACAAUCUCCGCUAGGAAGAGGAAAGGAAACGAAUAUUAGUCAAAUUUUUGGGACCGUCUCCCCAAAAGCAAAAAACAAAAACGCGAAUCGAAUAGCACACAAAAAGCAAGCACGAACAUGCUCAUGAAUCUUCUACAUUCCACUCGAUGCAUUCCUGUUUCAUCUCGUAUUUAAAUAGCUUUAGAGUUAGGGUUGAGUGUUGUGACUGAGUACUGCUGUCCAAUAAGGAGAAUUUAGGCUGCCGUUGUUGUCUUUUUUACCGGAAAAGUUUAUCGCGUUUACACAUUCUCUCUUGCGCACACAUUACCAGACAGUAGCGUGAUACGUGAUCAGUAAAUUGUAGGCACGGGACGGGAUUGAAAUCCGUCCCGGUAGGUUUUAAAUGUUUCUCGCUGCUAACCUAACCAUUAACUAACCAUUCCCACUACUGAACCCCAUAGGUUCAGAUUUGGGGCCAGAUGUUUGCAUUUAACCGUCAUUCGUCGCCACCCAAUACGCAAGUCGGGCAAUAUCCCUUGCACCACUGCCCGGUUUUUUUUUUAACGCUCGGACAUUUACAAAACUUGAGCUGUAUAGCAGCGCGCCGUGUGUUGUGGAACGUAGUAAUAUGAUGUUGAUAUAUUGCAUUUAUGUCGCUUAAAAUAAAUACUGUGGUAAAAAAAAGCAUAA